Messenger RNA from Musa acuminata subsp. malaccensis (wild Malaysian banana), 1056 nucleotides. RefSeq names its product protein VASCULATURE COMPLEXITY AND CONNECTIVITY. Lineage: Eukaryota; Viridiplantae; Streptophyta; Magnoliopsida; Zingiberales; Musaceae. The record is from RefSeq and is a predicted model, not a curated record.
UGGGAGGAGAGAGAGAGAGAGCGAGAGUGAGAGAGAGAGAGGGAGUUCGCCGGAUGGAGAAGAGGGUGAUGAUUUUCUGCGCAGCCGCGGGCUUUCUUGGCCUUCUCUCUGCUGCUCUCGCCUUCGCCGCAGAGGCCACAAGGAUCAAGGUUUCUGAUGUGGAAACAACAACGCUAGGUGAAUGCAGAUACCCAAGGAGCCCAGCAUUAGCUCUUGGUCUUAUAGCAGCAGUGGCUCUUAUCAUAGCUCAGGCCAUCAUAAACACUGUAGCUGGGUGUAUAUGUUGCAAGAAGUAUCCAAAUCCAUCAGACACAAACUGGACAAUAGGGUUGAUCUCUUUUAUUGCUUCUUGGGUUACUUUUAUAAUAGCCUUUGUUCUGUUGUUGAGUGGUGCUGCCCUAAACGACCGAUGGGGACAGGAAAGGAUGUAUUUUGGCGAAUUCUGCUACGUUGUCAAGUCUGGAGUAUUUUCAGGAGGGGCAGUACUAUCUCUUGCAAGUGUUGCUCUUGGGAUUGUUUAUUACAUCUCAUCGGUGUCAUUAAAGAAUGUGCAGCCCUGCAAUUCGUCACAAAAUCAAGACAUUGCACUGGGUCAUCCUCAUACUACACCUCAAAGUCGGACGACCCCAGUAUUUGUGCAUGAGGAUACUUAUAAUCGACAACAAUUCCCCUGACGAUGAUACUUGGUCUGCCCAACAAUUUUCCAUUUCCUUUCUGUUCUUGAGCUCUUGCCUUCCGACAUGGGGAUUGCCACUCAAAUCCCCAUUACAUGCAAUUAGCUGGACCUUGGAUCAUUGUCACGAGAGGCUUCCACAUGAGGUGCUUCCAUCACUCGUUGGUCGUGCAUUCGAGGACAGCACUCAACUGCAGAAUUUAGGAUCGAAUGGUAGCUUGUCGGUGGUAGAUGAACAGCAUUCAAUUGCCAGUUAGCUGAGUGUCGUUACGAUAUUUUGCAGGCAUUGGUGAAGUGUCAUUCUGACUGUUGUUGUGUUACAAUGUGAGCAUCAACAUGUACUGAUGGACUCAUCACAAUUUAUGUAAUAUGCUGUUUGAUCA